Messenger RNA from Rotaria socialis, 2106 nucleotides. The record is from the annotation of a GenBank genome assembly. NCBI's taxonomy places the organism in Eukaryota, Metazoa, Rotifera, Eurotatoria, Philodinida, Philodinidae.
AUGUAUUCGUUGGUAACGGCUUCUUCAGCCGCAUCACCGACGAUUUCUACCAGGUCUUUCCUCUCAUCGAGUUGGUGUUCUUAUAAUCCAAUGAGUACCGAAAGUUCGAUCGCAAAACUUGCACUGAAUGCUAAUACAGGCAAUAGUACAUCAACAACGCCAACAUCGUCAUCAUCACCAGUUCCAGUUAAUGGUAACGAUCACCAGCAACAAAUGAAUGCUAAUGGAAAUGGAAUGAUGAAUGAUGGAAAAUUAAUAUCAACAAAUUAUCAAAAUGGUGUACUUCCUGAUCUUCAGGCCACAUAUCAAGGUUCAUCAUGGAGUAAUGUUAUUGACCCAUUGAGUGGUGCCUCCGGUGAUCAUCCAUUUGAUGUACACAAUAGUGGUCGAAUGUUUUCACCACAAACGACACCACCACCACCACUUAUGGCCAUGCAACAACAACAACAACAGCAACAACAAGUUUCUUAUCAACAAGCAAUACAGAGGAGACCAAUAACUGCAUCACAUAAUUUUUCAUCACAAUCAAUUCGUAAUGGCAUGUCAGCUUCAUCUACUCAAGCAGCACUUCCAAUGAAUGGACGUACAGCAAUUCCAUCGCCAUUAUGGAACAGUCAAUCUCCACUUAUUGGUUCACAAACAAAUUUAUCAAUGCCACCACCACACAUGCAACAACAACAACCACCAUCACCAUCAUGGAAUAAUACAUCUAUCCCACAUGGAUUUCCAGCUACAUCAUCUCGUCGUCCUGUUCCAACAUUAUCAAAUCCAAUGGGUAACAGCAAUACAACAAAUAACAAUAAUAUAAAUCAAACAUUAAUGCUUGGCAAUGGAAAUAUUCCAAUGUCACAAAAUAAAAAAUCUUCAUCAUUAUCAGCUCAAAAUAAUUAUUUUCCAUUUCUUCAAUCAUCAGCAAAUCAAAAUAAAUUUAAUAAUAAUCAUAAUAACAACAUUCAAACACAAUUAGGUUCAUCAUUAUCAAAUACACUUCAACGUGCACCUGCUAUGACAAAUUUUAUUCAAGGACAAAAUAAACAAUCACCACCUCCGCCACCACCUCAUAUCAUCAAUGGAAAUGAUAUGGAGCAAAACUUUCCAUCGAUGAAUUCCAAUGAUACAUAUGACAUGAAUUCAUUGCAACAAAUCAUGGAUAUGAUGCGAAAUGUUUCAUCAGAUGGUGUUAAACGUGUGUAUAGUGAUGAUAGUGGCAUGGGAAGUAUUCUUGAUACAGAAAGUUUAAUAUCAGCUGGCGGUCCAUCAUCAUCAUCAAUGGGUUUAUUUGGUUCGCCACGUGGAUUACCAAUAGAUAUGAAUAAAGAAGAACGUUUUUCACGUAAAGUUUUUGUUGGUGGCUUACCACCAGAUAUUGAUGAAGAGGAAAUUAUUACACAUUUCCAACGAUUUGGUCCAUUGGUUGUUGAUUGGCCACAUAAACAAGAAAGCAAAUCUUACUUUCCACCUAAAGGUUACGCAUUUUUAAUAUUUACAUACGAACGUUCUGUACAAGAAAUAAUUGAUGAAUGUGUUAUUGAUGAUUCUAAACUUUACAUGUGUGUGUCAAGUCCGAGUAUGAAAGAUAAAGCUGUACAAAUACGUCCAUGGCUUUUAGCUGAUUCUGACUUUGUUAUGGAUGGUUCUCAACCACUUGAUCCAAGAAAAACAAUAUUUGUUGGUGGUGUACCUCGACCAUUACGUGCAGUUGAAUUAGCAAUGAUUAUGGAUCGAUUAUAUGGUGGUGUUUGUUACGCAGGUAUUGAUACUGAUCCGGAAUUAAAAUAUCCGAAAGGUGCCGGUCGUGUUGCUUUUUCAAAUCAACAAAGUUAUAUUGCUGCAAUAUCAGCUCGUUUCGUACAAUUACAACAUGGAGAAAUUGAUAAACGAGUUGAAGUUAAACCAUAUGUUCUUGAUGAUCAAUUAUGUGAUGAAUGUGCUGGUGCACGCUGUGGUGGAAAAUUUGCUCCAUUCUUUUGUGCCAAUGUAACAUGUUUACAAUAUUAUUGUGAAACAUGCUGGGCAUCAAUUCAUGCACGCGCAGGUCGAGAAUAUCAUAAACCAUUGGUAAAAGAAGGCGCUGAUCGGCCACGUGCAUUACCAUUUCGUUGGUAA